ACUAUUUCAUCCGGGGCCUGUUUUUCUGGAGGAUUUCGAAUACUUGACUCGACUCGACUCGACUUGACUUGACUUGGAUUACAAACCAUUUCUGGUCUGGUCUGGUCUUUUAAUCCAUCCAUCCAUCCAUUGAUCAGUGACCUGUCCAUUUGUCUAUAUCUGUACUGGUAUUGUUGACAUUCUUCCUUUACUUAUAUUUCAUACUCUCUCUCUCUCUCUCUCCCGAACUCUCUCUCCGUGUAUAUUGUGCGAGGUCUGGUGUAUACAUCCCCUCAUUCUCUCUCCUCUCCGAAUACUUGAUAUCCAGCUCCAGUUGCCUCUCCACUUCCAUUGAUCUCUUUACCUUUUCACUCUCUACUCUUCCUCUUCCAUAAACCAACAACACCACCACCACCACAACCACAAUGUCCGUCCCCAACCGUGGCCUCGUGCACACCAAAGUCCCCACUGGAUGGCCCGUCCCCGGAGAACACGUCACCGUCCAGGACACCGGAUCAUUCGACCCCAAAGCCUCACCCCCGGCCAACGGCAUGGUCUUAAAAACCCUCUACGCCUCAUUCGACCCCUACCUCCGCGGUCUUCUUCGCCAUCCUGAAUCCGAAUCCUACACCUCGGCCGCCCCCGUCGGGGCCGCCAUCCCCGCCGGCCUGGUUGCUCAAGUCCUCUCAUCCAACCACCCAGACUACUCGACCGACGACCUCGUCGUGGCUAUGCUUCCUAUCCGGGAAUACAACAUCUGGAUCCACGACGACAAGGCGCCGCGUCGACCCAUUAAAGUCGACCCCAAGAAUGCCGGUGGCGAUCCACGUCAUUUCCUCGGUGCGUUGGGCAUGCCUGGUUUAACGGCCUUUUCGUCGUUUUAUGAAAUCGGCAAGCCGAAGAAAGGUGAGACGAUUGUCGUUACGUCGGCGGCGGGCGCGGUGGGGCAAUUGGUAGGUCAGUUGGCGAAGAAAGAGGGGUUGACGGUUUUGGGAUCCGUGGGCUCGGAUGAUAAAUUGGAUUUCAUCUUGAAGGAUCUAGGGUUUGAUGCUGGGUGGAAUUAUAAAAAGGAGAAGUCGACCAAGGAGGUUAUUAACAAGUUGACGGAUGGGAAGGGAAUCGAUAUCUUUUAUGAUAAUGUGGGAGGCGAACAGUUGGAGGGCGGGUUGGAUACGUUGCAUGAUUUUGGGAGAAUCAUCGCCUGCGGCCAAAUCUCUCAAUACAACCUUGAAGAAAAAGACCGAUAUCCAAUCCGCAAUUCGAUAAACACCGUGGUCAAACGACUGUUAUGGCAAGGAUUUAUUGUGUCUGACCCCAACAUGGGAGCGAAAUAUUCGGCCGAACAUCAAAAGGUCGUGGGUAAAUGGAUCAGUGAAGGAAGUUUUCAGCCCAAGAUUCAUGAGACCGUGGGGAUUGAAAAUGCAGCAGAGGCUUUUGUGGGGAUGCUUAGGGGAGAGAAUUUUGGAAAGGCGAUUUUGAAGUUUGAAUAAAAUGAAUGUACGAAGAGAUUGGAGGAGGGAGAGAGGGAGGCACAGACUUU
Molecule: messenger RNA, 1519 nt
Organism: Exophiala mesophila
Lineage: Eukaryota; Fungi; Ascomycota; Eurotiomycetes; Chaetothyriales; Herpotrichiellaceae
Exons: 2
Coding region: 405-1469 (354 amino acids)
Molecular function (GO): oxidoreductase activity, acting on the CH-CH group of donors, NAD or NADP as acceptor
Source: RefSeq, a predicted model, not a curated record